Messenger RNA from Nymphaea colorata (pocket water lily), 1012 nucleotides. RefSeq names its product ethylene-responsive transcription factor ERF110-like. The record is from RefSeq and is a predicted model, not a curated record. NCBI's taxonomy places the organism in Eukaryota, Viridiplantae, Streptophyta, Magnoliopsida, Nymphaeales, Nymphaeaceae. Gene Ontology annotation, molecular function: DNA-binding transcription factor activity; DNA binding. Gene Ontology annotation, biological process: regulation of DNA-templated transcription; ethylene-activated signaling pathway. Bases 3 to 800 code for a protein of 265 amino acids. The transcript has 2 exons.
GAAUGCGGGAAGGGCCUGUCGUCACCGACUACGUGAAAGAAGAGUACGCUUGCCGGAAUAUGACUUCCGCGGAGGAGUUCCUCCUCUUUUCCGAGAACGAGUCGACCUCAGGGUUCAUGCUUUACGACACCAGCAGCUGUGAAGGGAUCGACUUCGACUUCGGCCCCCCUGCCCAGCUGCUUCCCUCGCACAUCUCUGUAGCAAACGGCGAUCGGAGGGCGAUCGGAAAGGCAGUGACAUCGGCCGGAGGAGGCCGGAGGGUGAGGAAAAACGCGUACAGAGGGAUCCGGCAGAGGCCAUGGGGGAAAUGGGCUGCCGAGAUCCGCGACCCGAGGAAGGGCGCGCGAGUAUGGCUCGGCACGUACGACACCGCGGAGGAGGCAGCCAUGGCCUACGACGAGGCCGCCAGGGAGAUCCGCGGCAGCAAGGCGAAGGUGAACUUCCCCGGGGUCGUCAUGCCCGCGAGGAAGGGGGAGUCCGUCCUCCGCCGGCUUGCCAAGUCGAGAGAAACGCCAGCCAAGGCGGGGAAGGUAUCGUCUGCGACGCGGAAGAAGACGGAGGUCGAGGCGUCUCAGGGAGAGGCCGCGGCGGUGAAGGAGGAGACGGCGUCGUCUGAGUCAGAGGGCACAUCGGCCGCCGCGUCGACCGGGAUGAUGGGGGACGCGUUGCCGGAGGAGAUGGAGCUAGCGUUCUUGUACGGCUGGGGAGAUCCGGGGCAGAGUUGGGAAGCAUCCAGUGCGGUCAAGGAGGAGGGAGACGACGGAUUGAUGAUGAACGAUCCUCUCUGGUGCUUCGACUGAUGACCCCCCCUCAGUCAAGUCUCCCUUUUGCUUCAUCCUCAUCCUUCACUGUCCCCCCGUCUCGGAUUCUUUGCUUUCUGAUCGACUUCUUUUUUCCUUUUCCGUUUAAUCAUACCACGUACAUAUACAAUUUUUUCCUCCCUGCUCCCUUCUUACUUGUAUAACGCUCUCUCCCUUCAUAUGGACAUAUGUAGUUAAUUAUUUCUUCCCUU